This is a messenger RNA of Lathyrus sativus (Indian pea), 354 nucleotides long. The record is from the annotation of a GenBank genome assembly. Lineage: Eukaryota; Viridiplantae; Streptophyta; Magnoliopsida; Fabales; Fabaceae.
AUGGAUGCAAAUGCAACGGUUUUGAGACGAACAUCAGGGUUUGGUGGUUUUGUUGUGAAAGGAAAUUGUGUCGUAUUUUGCAGGAAACUGAAGGUUGUUGUUCUACAAAGUGCGAAGCUCCCAAUUGGCCAAAGACGGUUUCCAUGGGUAUUUUGCCGAGGGAAUCCCCUUGGUAAUGGCGGGUGGACCGAACAUUCUCAGAGUAUGUUGUUUGGAUGGAAGGUUCCGGAUCUGGGAGGGGAUUUCGCAGCCGGUUACACCAAGAUGGAAAACCUCUUCUCUUUAAGUUGGAUCAACACUAACAGUUGGUGUUCUCAUGGCCAUUUCCCGCUUGCUGGACUUUUGCUGCCAUAA